GGUACAUAGAGGUACCUACUUUGGUGGGUAGGUACCUUAGGUUAGGUACUUUGCAUUAUCUUAUCGAUCUUAUCGCACCGCACUACGAAGAACCAAGCAGCAUAGGUUAGGUACCUCAGGUAUUUAAACAAAAAAGUUCCCCACGUCCCCCUGCUACUACAGCUAGCUACCUCCAAUAAACAUUCAUCCCGCAUCAUCCCGCAGCAUCCCGCAUCUCACAUUUUGCAUUUCGCAUUAGCACGAUCUAGAACAACCACCUCCAUCAACUGAAGCUUAUCUCUAAGAAGCGGAGACUUUCUUAUUGCGCUACCAAAUAUCCAGCUUGUCGCCAUGUCGAAGCCGUCGCAGCUACGCUCUCUCUACCGAUCACUCCUUCGAGAACUCCCUCCCAGACCAGCCCCCUCCCCCUCGUCACCAUCUUCUGCACAAGCCCGUUCGCCCCUACACCAACGUUUAAGACAAAGCUUCUCCGAACCCGCACCUCACGAGCAUGCCGUUGCCCAAGCCGAUCAGCUAGUACAGUAUCUCAAGGCGCAGAGGCAGUAUACGACCCUUCUGGAGAGAUAUAACCCCGGCAUGAACAUGGACGAGGAAGAGCGCGUGAGGCUGACGGCGCGUCGGGUCGGCAUGGAUUUACCAUUGGAAUACCAGAAACAAAAUACGAACAGUUGAACUACAGACUAUAUCACCGAAGUAUAUGAAUCCUAUGCCUGAAGCAGUGGCAUUUCGUUUAUGAGCACCGCGAAACUCGGCUUAGCAAUAUCCUAGGCUUCUUAGGCCGGGCUUCACAAGAAAAUACACCCCCGAACAGCGAUGCGCUAUGAUCGCAAGUCUGAUAGGGCCAUACUUUUGGAAUGGUGCAGGUAGUCCUCAACGCAUUUUAUAUAUAAUUAACAGGAUAUCUAAUACGUUAUGAACUAUAUAAACUACCAAUCUAAU
This is a messenger RNA of Daldinia caldariorum, 939 nucleotides long. RefSeq lists its product as uncharacterized. Gene Ontology annotation, biological process: mitochondrial proton-transporting ATP synthase complex assembly. Lineage: Eukaryota; Fungi; Ascomycota; Sordariomycetes; Xylariales; Hypoxylaceae. The coding region runs from base 331 to 672 and encodes 113 amino acids. The transcript has a single exon. The record is from RefSeq and is a predicted model, not a curated record. Gene Ontology annotation, cellular component: mitochondrial matrix.